GCAAAUCUGGCAACAUUCUACAAUUUGUGUGUUUUCUGCUUUUUCUGUUUCAUAAUCAUAUUGGUUGUAAAUUAUUGGUAACUGUUAUCACUGAAAAAUGGCUAGUCAAACUCAAGGAAUUCAACAGCUUUUAGCUGCUGAAAAAAGAGCUGAUGAAAAAGUUAACCAAGCAAGAAAACGCAAAGCGAUGAAACUUAAAAAAGCUAAAGAAGAAGCUCAAGCUGAAGUUUUACGAUUUCGAGAGGAAAGAGAAAAACAAUUUAAGGAUUACGAAAAACAGCACAUGGGAUCAAAAGAAAGUAAUGCUGCUAUGAUUGAAGAAACAACAGUUAAAAAGAUAGAAGAAAUGAAACAUACUGUAGCUGCCAACAAAAAUAAAGUCAUUGAUUAUUUGAUCAGCCAGGUGUUUAAUGUUGAAGCUAAAGUCCAUCAAAACUUCAUAGCUGCUAUUGAUAAGUAAACAGCUGAAAUUUUCAUUCCAGAACUUUUUCAAUGGUAGUUUUGUGAAUAAUUGGUAUAAUUUUUUUUUUUUUUCACUUGGUGCACUGCCUCAUUAUUAGUAGCAAUUAUUUGUGAGUAUUUAUAGAAUUGUUAUAUAAUAUACUUGGGGCCCUUUUUAUGAAUGUUAAGGUGAGAUGGUUAUGUCUAUUAUAUUGAAUUUUUAAAUAUUCUGAUGUGUUUCAUCUGUUUAUCAUUCUAUUAGUUAUUCUAAAAUUAAGUUUACUUUAAUUGAAAUUUUGUGCAACUUUAUUGCAUAAAAUUUUUGUUUGUGUGGUAUUUGGCAUAGUUUUAUAUUUAAAGAGGAUCUUCAGAUUAAUUUAAUUCUAUAUGUGCCUUUUUUGCAUUCCAUAGUUUGGGCCGAAGGAUAUUAUUAAUGAAUGUUUAGAAAACUGCUAUCUAUGGAUAUUAAUGUAAGAACAAUAUGUAUUUUGCUAUUUGAACAAAAAAAAAAGUUCUUAUGAGGACUGAAUAUUUGUUUUGUUAGUUUUUUUGGUUUGUAUUUAUUGUCUUUGAACAAGAUUAUUUUAAAUGUUAGCUUGAAUGUUUAAAACAAUUUUGUGAAAAUUUAUGUUCUGAAAGUUAUUUAUUUAAAAUUAUAUAAGCUUUAAAAGAAAUUGUUUUAUACACCUUAUAUUAAUUCUUCUCUUAAAUAAUAGAAGCUAUCAACUGUUUAUUUUUUAAAUUUAAGUCGUAUUCAAAAUGCCAAAUUUAUGUAGGCACAAUUUUUUUCCUGUUUGUUUUAUUUCCUGAUGUAAGUCAUUAAAAAUAGUUCGUAGAAAUUUAAAAUAUAUGCUGUAUGAAUUUCAAUUCAGGUUUAAAUGGUUGUUUCUGUUUAUAAAAGUGAAAUUGGUGCUGUAAGAUUUAUGGCUCUUAAAGUAUUACUUUUAUUUGUAUAUGUAUGUAUGUAUAUUAUAUGAAAAAAUAGUUUAAUAACAAUGUUAUUUUAUUCAAAUAUGUAUACAGUUGCUUAUGAAACCAAAGAUUUAUAGGAUAUUUCAGUACUGAAUUUAUCAAAAACCUAUUAACUUUUAACAUAUUACAUUGGUUUAUAAAACUUGAUGUACUUAUUUAUUUAGGGUUGUGGGGUGAGAGUAGCAGUUUCAGUUAAAUUAGAGUUUUAAUAAAUCAUUUGGGAUAUUUCUGUAUUCAAGCUUUAUGUGCAGAAUACAUCCCUUUUUUUAUUUGAUUAUUUUCUCCAAACUUUGUAAAAGCCAUAAUAAUUUUGAGAUUCAUUAAAAUGUUGAGAUUUCUUCAUUUAUAUAUAUAUUGUAUUAGAGAAUAUUUUCAUGAUGUUGAUUUUCUUUUAUAUGUAUUUCUGUAAAUUUUAAAGGUUUUGUGUAUAAUUUGUGCCAUAAAUUUUUGAAAAUAAAGCAGUACAUAUUGUUUGA
Messenger RNA from Argiope bruennichi, 1889 nucleotides. RefSeq names its product V-type proton ATPase subunit G-like. NCBI's taxonomy places the organism in Eukaryota, Metazoa, Arthropoda, Arachnida, Araneae, Araneidae. Gene Ontology annotation, cellular component: vacuolar proton-transporting V-type ATPase complex. The coding region runs from base 98 to 460 and encodes 120 amino acids. Gene Ontology annotation, molecular function: proton-transporting ATPase activity, rotational mechanism. The record is from RefSeq and is a predicted model, not a curated record. The transcript has 4 exons. Gene Ontology annotation, biological process: proton transmembrane transport.